Messenger RNA from Manihot esculenta (cassava), 758 nucleotides. RefSeq names its product probable alkaline/neutral invertase A, chloroplastic. The record is from RefSeq and is a predicted model, not a curated record. Lineage: Eukaryota; Viridiplantae; Streptophyta; Magnoliopsida; Malpighiales; Euphorbiaceae. The coding region runs from base 435 to 716 and encodes 93 amino acids. The transcript is spliced from 2 exons. Gene Ontology annotation, biological process: sucrose catabolic process. Gene Ontology annotation, cellular component: mitochondrion. Gene Ontology annotation, molecular function: endo-alpha-N-acetylgalactosaminidase activity; sucrose alpha-glucosidase activity.
UUAUUGGGUGGACACUGACAAGAUUAAUGAGAUCUAUCCUUACAAGACAGAGGAAUACUCAGCUGAUUCAGUGAACAAGUUCGAUAUGGAUCCGGAUCAAAUUCCUUCAUGGCUAGUGGAUUGGAUACCUGAAGAAGGAGGCUACCUCAUUGGCGAUCUGCAAGCUUCUCGUAUGGAUUUUAGGUUUUUCAGUCUUGGAAAUCUUUGGUCUAGUAUUUCUUCCUUGGGAAACCUAAAACAGAAUGAGGGUAUCCCGAAUUUGAUUUAAGCCAAAUGGGAUGAUCUCUCUUAAGAUUUGUUAUCCUGCUUUGAAUAUGAUGAAUGGCGUAUAAUUACUGGCAGUGACCCAAAGAAUACGUGAGGCUUUUAUAUUCUGUGCGCUUUACUAGAUGUUUCUCAUGUAUACCCCUAAUCAGCACAACAGAUCUUGAGGAAUGGAGUUAUCCUCCUGGUAUUAUUGCAGCCCAUGGUCAUAUCACAAUGGAGGUUCUAGGCCAACCCUCCUAUGGCAGUUCACAUGGCAUGUACAUUGUACAAAGAAUGGGAGACCUGAAUUAGAACAGAGACCAGUUUAUUUGGCUGUGAAAACGUUGUCAUUGGAUCAGUGGCCUGAGAACUAUGACACACGCAGUGGAAGGUUUAUAGGUAAACAAUCCCGGCUUUUUCGGACACGGACAACCGCUGGCUUCCUGACAUCAAAGAUGCUUUUGAAGUAACCAGCUGGGAGGGCAUCAUUAUUGUUGUGUCUGUACUUAACA